AUGGAGUUGCGAGGACGACCUGCGGCGAUGACAUGGGACACCGCCGGCCACAGCAGCAGCAGUGGCAGCAGUCACACGAAUGGCGGGGGCGCGCACCACACAGAGGUGGAGGUGACGAUCGUGGGCGACCACGACUCCCCGGCGGAGAAGGAGGCGAUGACGAGCCAGCUUGGGGGGCGAGCGCGGGGCGAGCGGUGGUACGGCCUCGACUGGAUUCGCUUCAUUUGCAUCUUCUACGUCGUCUUCGGACACACCUACAAGAUCAGUCAGUACGAGGCGGGAGGGUGGCGGGACAAGGACGAGCAGCACGAGCCCGGCCUCUACAUCUAUCGCGCCGUCUCCCUUGGCUACCACUGGUGCGUGCCGAUGCUGUUCUUCAUUUCUGGGAUCUCGAUGAGCAUCGGCGUGAAUUCGUACCUGCGGAAGCAGCGCGAGAAGGAGAGGGCGAUGGCCUUCUUCCACACCGCCCUCCCGACGGCCCGCGAGAAGGUCGUCACCCACCUCGGCCUCGUCCUUGCCUCGUGCUGGCGCCUCUCCCACCUCCUCGCCAUCGGCGUCCUCUUCAACAUCAUCCGCUGCGAGGUGGCGCCAAUCGAGUGGGGCGGCGAGCACUCGCCCAUCUACACGCCCGAAACCGAGACGGAGUGGGAGUACAAGCUGCGGUUCUGGGCGUGGUUGUUCGACUUCCACCCGGAGAAGGGCGGCUUCGUGCGAGCGGGCCUGUUCGGCAUCAUCGGGUCCCAGUGGUACACGCUCAUCCUCAUGGCCUUCAUCGCACUCACGCUCCCGCUCGUCAUGUGGAUCAAGGACUCGCCCGAGACUGCUGACAAGUCGCAGCUGUUCGCGGUGCUGGGCGGGUUCGCCGGUGCGUCGGCCCUGGCCCUCCUCUGCCUCACCCCCAUGGACCUCCCCGACAUCGCGUACUUUGUGGCGGGCCUGUUCGUGCCGAUGGUGGCCCUGGCGGCCUUCAUGUACUGGCCCCACCGGUGCGACCUGCGCCUGGGCUUCUUCGCCUUCGUCGCCCUCUCCUGGGUCCUCUGCAUCCGCAAACCCGACCCCAAGGGUAAGCUCUUCUAUCUGCAGUUCUUCAUUUUCUUCGUGGUGGGCAUCUACACCGGAGAGUUUAAGAGUAAACUCUUCGACGAGCACAACACGCUCUUCGUAUUCAGGGACGGCAACAAGAUGUUCGUGUGGCUCGUGUUCGUCUUCUGGAACGUGUUCCCGAUCCUCUUCGAGAGCAUGCUCUCCUCGAUCCGCGGACCCUAUCCCAUCCACAAACACUUCAUCCGACGGAUCGGUUCGAUGGCGGGCACGUGGAUGGUGGUCGUGUGCCUGCUGGGCGCCGCCUUCCGGUUCGUGAACGCGCCGAUGGUGCCCUUCCUCUACGACCACCUCUACCGCCUGGGCCUGUGGCUCUUUGUGUCCCACACCCUCGUCCUCACCCUCUGCUGGAAAUACCUGUGGAUCCCCAUGGGCCUGUCGCUGAUGGCACGCUUCUUCCUGGGCUGCCACGUCACGAUCCUGCUCACCAUCGCCCUGGUCAAGCUCGGCGCCGGCCUCGAGGCGGCCUUCAAGCGACGCAUGUUGUCCGCCGCCGACGGCAGCAAGCCCAAGGGUCCUGCCGCUUCGGUCGCUUCGGAGGCCUUCACAGCCGCCGGCCGCUUCCGCAGCGAGGCAGGCCUGCGCUGA
This is a messenger RNA of Acanthamoeba castellanii str. Neff, 1689 nucleotides long. RefSeq lists its product as uncharacterized. The transcript is spliced from 11 exons. The record is from RefSeq and is a predicted model, not a curated record. Gene Ontology annotation, molecular function: acyltransferase activity, transferring groups other than amino-acyl groups. NCBI's taxonomy places the organism in Eukaryota, Discosea, Longamoebia, Acanthamoebidae. Bases 1 to 1689 code for a protein of 562 amino acids.